This is a messenger RNA of Drosophila subobscura, 797 nucleotides long. RefSeq lists its product as uncharacterized. Lineage: Eukaryota; Metazoa; Arthropoda; Insecta; Diptera; Drosophilidae. The coding region runs from base 60 to 749 and encodes 229 amino acids. The transcript is spliced from 2 exons. The record is from RefSeq and is a predicted model, not a curated record.
AUUUGUUGCAUGGUUUUGUUGUUUUUUUCGGCUGCUAGUGUUUAUUUUUGAACCAAACAAUGAAAAUAUACAAGCAGAAGCUUCGUGACGCCUGGCUGCAAAUGCCCGAGUUCCGGCCGUGGUUGCGCCGGGACCCAGAAGACUCUUAUCGUGCGCACUGCCGAUUCUGCAAGUGUGGCGUGAAUACCAAAAUAUGCGACUUGCGCGCCCAUGCCCGGACGAUGAAGCAUAGGAAGAGGAACUCUGAGCCUGUCAUUGAAGUCAAGCCAGCUGCCCAUUUGGCCGACGCUGAAGAUGCGAUCGAGAUUUCAAUUUGCCACAGCAACAUCAGAAGUAGUCCCAAAGUUAGAUCGAAGCCGCCAACUGUAAGGCGCGAAAAAAUUCGGAAAGUGAAAGAGGAUGAAAAGUCGCAGCCAAUUGACUAUGAGCAGAUACUCCAAAAUCUGGCCCUUUACGAGCCUGAGCAGGUGAUGUUCUCCACAUGUCCUUUGACGGGACCAGAGCAUAACCCUGAAGAAGAGGCCGAAACGGUAGUGGUUGCCACCGAUACUACUAUUGAUGAGGAUAUGAUCAACAAGGCUGUGGCGAACGCAGUAAACAACCAAAAGGAUUCUUCGCAGAUUUUUGGAGACUUUGUGGCCGAUCGACUGCGACAAUUGAGUAGUGAUGCGUCCGAGUUUGCCAAGGAUAAGAUUAUGAAAGCUAUUUUAGAAGCUGCCUCUAUAGACAGAUCAGUUAGUUAUACAUAGAAUAAUUAGUUUAGUUAAAUUGUAAAAACGAGUUUAAAAACAGUAAAG